Ramularia collo-cygni is the source of this 1266-nucleotide messenger RNA. RefSeq lists its product as uncharacterized. The transcript has a single exon. Gene Ontology annotation, molecular function: oxidoreductase activity. NCBI's taxonomy places the organism in Eukaryota, Fungi, Ascomycota, Dothideomycetes, Mycosphaerellales, Mycosphaerellaceae. Bases 1 to 1266 code for a protein of 421 amino acids. The record is from RefSeq and is a predicted model, not a curated record.
AUGUCUGAGCCGCAUGAAACGUACGAGGCUGUUGUUGUGGGCGCUGGUCCGGCGGGCAUUACUGCUGUCGGAAACUUGCUGGAGAACCGUCUCGACAAGAUCUUAUGGGUUGACGAUUCCUUCAACGGCGGUCGAGUCAACCAAUACUACCGCGAGGUGCCGUCGAACACCAAAGUAAAGCUUUUCAUUGACUUUGCGACCGCUGUUGCACCUUUUCGGAAGAUAGUCAGUGGAAUUCCUUCGCGUGACCGAUGGGAGGAACCAAGCGCCAGURACGGUGUGCCAAUCGAUGGCCAGCAGGACAAACUACAGGACUUGCGAAAACUCGACCAGGAAAAGGGCUGCCAUCUUAGUCAUGCAGCAGAUAUGUGCUUGAUGCUCACUCAUGGACUGAAAAGGGCCCCUGGYGUUACCGCACAUCAAGGGCGGGUGAGCGAGGCCGUCCUCGACGAAGAAGCAUUGCAGUGGACGGUGAACGUUGCAAGUAGCAAGCCUUCAUCUAACGACAUCACCAGCGUGCAAGCGAAAAGAUUGAUCCUUUGCACUGGCUCAACACCUAGCGAUCCACCCCUUCCGACCGAUUUCGACGUUGAACACAUCAAUCUUGACGACGCCCUGUCACCUACGCAUCUUUCCAAGAUCUUCUCUCCGCUCGGUCCCACGACGGUGGCAGUUAUUGGUGCCUCGCACUCUGCUAUUCUCGUCCUCAUGAACCUCUCGCAUCUUGCACUCUCUGCCAAACCGGAUCUCAAGAUCAAGUGGUUUACUAGACAUCCACUUCGAUAUGCCGAGUACGAGGAUGGCUUCAUCGCCCGCGACAAUACUGGUUUGAAGGGAGCAGCCUCCGUGUGGGCUCGCGAGAACUUGGAACCCGACACAUUCCCCAACAGCUCCGUCGCCAACUGCAUUGAGAAGAUUGCUUACGAGAAAGGUACUGAAAAGGAGGUGUACGCCAAACAUCUCCCGGGGACUACAUACGUGAUACAAGCCAUUGGCUACGAACGCAACCCGCUCCCAGAGUUGAAGUCUAGCAAGGGCAAACCCAUCACGCCACGUUUCGAUCAUGAUAGAGGAGUCUUCCACCACGUCCAGGAGAGCGACUGCGGCAAGAUUGGGGAUCUCGCGCAAUUGCCAGGCUUGUUUGGAGCAGGUAUUGCUUUUCCGGAGAGAGUGGUGGACAAGAAGUACGGGCAUGAGGAGUUCAACGUCGGCUUCUUCAAGUUCAUGAAAGCUGUGAAGAAGUGGGUUGCUGCGGAUUGGAAGUAG